Psammomys obesus (fat sand rat) is the source of this 600-nucleotide messenger RNA. It is a transcript of the gene Dnajc5b, whose product is annotated as DnaJ heat shock protein family (Hsp40) member C5 beta. The transcript has 4 exons. Bases 1 to 600 code for a protein of 199 amino acids. NCBI's taxonomy places the organism in Eukaryota, Metazoa, Chordata, Mammalia, Rodentia, Muridae. The record is from RefSeq and is a predicted model, not a curated record.
AUGGCGUGUAACAUACCCAACCAAAGACAGCGUACUAUUUCAACCUCAGGAGAAACUCUAUAUGAAAUACUGGGUCUGCAUAAGGGAGCAUCAUGUGAAGAAAUUAAGAAAACCUACAGAAAAUUAGCCCUAAAACACCAUCCAGACAAGAAUCCAGAUGACCCAUCUGCUGCUGAGAAGUUUAAAGAAAUAAACAAUGCCCAUACAAUCCUCACAGACACAUCAAAGAGAAACAUAUAUGAUAAGUAUGGAUCACUGGGACUCUAUGUGGCUGAGCAAUUUGGAGAUGAAAACGUUAACACAUACUUCAUGCUGUCAAGCUGGUGGGCAAAGACCCUCUUUAUCAUCAUCGGCCUCUUGACCGGCUGCUAUUUUUGUUGCUGCCUUUGCUGCUGCUGCAACUGUUGUUGUGGACAUUGUCGGCCCAAAUCAUCCACACCAGAAGAGGACUUCUAUGUGUCACCAGAGGACCUUGAGGAGCAGAUCAAGACCGACAUGGAAAAAGAUAAGGACUUUCCAGUUGUUCUCCAGCCUACAAAUGCAAAUGAGAAAACACAGCUAAUCAGAGAAGGAUCUCGAAGUUACUGUACAGACUCUUGA